GUUGCGUCCAUUUUUCACGUAUAUAUUAAAAUAUUAAAUUAAGGAAAGCUAUCAAGAUUUAAAUAAAUAUUUAAUUAUUUUAAUCAUUAAUAAUAAUGGCUGAUAAAAAAAUAAAUGUGAAUAUCAGGAAAAAAAAUUGUUUGUUGACUUCUUAACUGGUACGAAGGCUUAUUAUUUCGUAUAUAUUAUAGUGAUUUAUUGGCUCUUUCCUAGCACUCAAUGAUGCACUUUCAUGCUUCAAUGGUUACUGUUUCACCAUUAAUUGACUUUGUUACAUUAUUUGCAUUAGAAAGUGCCAAAAUAGAGCCGGACUCUACUACCAAUGACUCAACCAUCAACUCUGAUUUAACGAAUUUCUCCACAGACUCUGUGACAUCAAAUGGCCAUUUCAAACACUGUUGCACUAACCAUUCAGAUCAAUGCAUUUGUGCAAACUUAAUAAAAUUCGCAAAAGCUAGAGAAAAACGGAAGAGACGGGAAUUAGAAAGGAUGAAGAGAAGAGUAUUAAAUUCUAGUAGUUCUGAUGAAGAUGAUAGUAAGACCUACAACAAAACAUCUAGAGUUAAAAAUGUAUCACUAAAUUCAUUAAGAUCAUUGGAGUCGAGUGAUCCUUCAUUUUAUACUGCUGAAGUUGAACCAUCUAAACCUCCGUCUCCAAGAUCAUUUAGCAGUAUAAAAGAGCCUUUUAAUUCGGAUCUAUCAACAGGAAAAGAAGAAAUUUCCGAUUUGAAUCAUAAUGAAAACAAUGACCAAUUAAUAAUACAACAAAUGAAAAGUGGAUUAUUUUCUCAUUUACCGAACUCAAAUUCAGUAGUCGAAGAAAAAAUAAAACCUUUUUUCACGCGUUUAAGUAUUGUAGCUCAGGAAAAAUCCGAUGAUAAUGAGUUUAAAGAAUGCUUAACAGCAGCUUAUCAAGCAUCUCAACAAGAUCCUAAAGACUUUGCAUCAAGAUUAACUACAAUUCUUGAAGAAUCUACUUUGUCGCAAGGAAAUUAUACAGUCCAGUAUUUUCAUAAUAUUUUUACAGCAUUUAAAAAUGUUGAUAUUCAAAAUGAAUCUCUACCCAAGUCAUUUAUCGAUAAAACUAUAUCACCAUGUUCACAAUCCACACCUAAGAAGAUAUUAUAUCCAUUCGGACGAGAUACUCCAAAAUCUACAAAGAAUAUAAAUAAAUCCCAAGCAUCUCCAUUAUUUGUAUCAACUUUAUCUCGAUUUGUUGAAGCAGCUAAUCAGAUAUUAACACAUCCAAAUAUAUCUGCAUUACAAUCUCCUUCGUCAUUAUGUGAUUCUAUGUCUAGACAUAAUGAUUCUUCAUUCACAUACUUAGAAAAAAAAUAUGUAGGAGAAUGUACAAGUUCGCAAAGUAGUGUUCCAGAAUUAACUGAAAAAGAAAAAGAAGUACUUGCACUGUGUCAAAAACAAUUGAAAGCUUUAGAAGAUUCUCCACGAAUACAAAAAGAAGCUUCUCCACUAUACAGGAAAAAAGACUGUGAACUCGGUUCGAAAAUCGAUUCUCCUUGUUUUGCAUCAACAAAAAAUUAUGAGGAUACGAACGAUAUUGAUUGUAAUAGCCAGAAUGAUAAUGUUGAUGAUAGUAUUUUGAAUGAAUAUGUAACACAGCGUCGCAGAUGUUUGGAAACUGAGAGAAUGAUUCGAGAAAUCCAGGCAGCUUCUAUUCAAGAUUCGAAUAUUGAUUGUAAUUUUUUAAAUAUAUUAACAGAAUGCUCUGAUUUCCCAAAAUUGGUUAAAUCGAGUAAUAAACCAAAUUCGACUAAAAAAGUGUCACCAUCAUUGAAAAAUAAAGAAGUAAAAGUAUCAUCAAGAAUAACGCCUAAAUCAACUACUCCAAAAAAUAUUAAUCGAAGUCCGAAAAAACUUGGUACUGGUACACAAUCAUCGAAGAAAAAACCAGUUGUUAAAACAGUUUUAUCAAAAACUAAAAUUCAAUCGUCUGGACAUACUGUUUCUACAAGAUCUCCAGUGACACACGCUAAACACUUAAAUUUCAUAUCUCCUCAUUUGAAACCAUUUAAUAAAAAUCGCAGAUCUGGAUCUCGAUCUCCAUCGCCUUCACCGUCUUCUUGUAAUAAAUCUAAAACACCGAAAACUCCAACAUCUUUGCCUAAGAUUAUUAUUACUUCUAGUACUCCUAAAUUUAGGCCGUCUCCCAAACCUAAAUUAAUGAAUCAAAAAAUAGUGCCAGAGAGUCCGAAAUCAAUUUUUCUUCCUGGAGGCAAAUAUUUCACUAUUCCAGGAAAAACUCCAGAUCAGAGACAAAAAACAAAAAAAACUUAUUUUAAAGAACCUACACCGCUUAAAGAAAAAUUUUUUAAUAUUGAUAAUAUAAGAAGUCCUGUAAAGGAUUAUAUUGAUGGAAAGGAGAUGGUUGUCAUAAAACAUGAAUGUAGGCUUGAAAAUUCAGAGAAAAUAAAGAUUACUCCGACUACAAGAAAAAAUUUAGAAGUUAAAACAAAGUUAUCGAAAGAUGAAAACAUGCAGAAUGUUGAGCACAAAGUUGAUUCAGCAAAAUUAUUAAUAGAAACAGAGUUGACAGAGCCAUCGAAGAUAGGAAAUCACAUUUUUUUCCUCGAAACGUCAUGUCCUGAAGAUGGAGAAUUAGUAUUAAAUCCUCGACAAGCUUGUGCCAUCGAAUCAGCGGCUAAAAUGAACCCGGAAAUGGAGAUUUAUUUAUUAUUUCUCAGUCCAACAAAUUUUUCUAAUAAAACGAAGAAUCUUAUCGAUCAUUUAAAAACCUAUAAUAAUAUCAACAUUCGUAGAGUGUUUAUGAAUGAAUAUGUAAAAAACACACCCCUUGAAGAGUGGUGGAAAAGUGGUAUUUUUCAAACUAGUCAGUGGCCUAGAGAACAUAUGGCUGAUGUCAUGCGAUUCCUAACACUUUGGAAGUUUCCUGGAAUAUAUUUUGAUCUUGAUGUCGUAAUAAUGUCUUCGUUGAAGAACUUGACAGAUUUUGCAGGUGCAGAAGAUUCAGAAGUUGUUGCUAUUGGAGCUUUAGGGUUUGGUUCUAAACCAAUAAGUCGGAGAAUAGUGACAGAAUAUCUAGAAGAUUUAGCUAAGAAUUUUCGUGGUGACUUGUGGAGGCACAAUGGUCCUGAUAUUCUCACCAAAGUGCUACAAACAAUUUGUGGUACUCAAAAUGCGCUUGAAAUGGUAAAAGAACGAUGUGAAGGAUUCACAGUUUAUCCACCUCAUGUUUUUUAUCCAAUUCAUUAUAAUUCAUGGAGGAGGUAUUUUGAAAAUAUCGAUAAACAUACAACUAUGAAACUAAUUCAAAAUUCAAUAACAAUUCAUGUGUGGAAUAAAUUAAGUUACUUGAAAGAAAUCCAAGUUGGUGAUGAUGUACCUUACGCUGUGACUGCUAAUCAAUAUUGUCCUAAAAUUUAUCACAAUUGUGGACCAAUUUUUUAGCGUAUUUUUUUUUUUAUUAUUAAAUGAUAAUUAUGUUUUUACGCUUUAACUAUUUUGUUUCUUAGAAAUUCAAUUGGUGUGAAUGACUUAUUAAUUUUUUUAUUGAGUACUUGAUCUUUUUUGUACGUAAUCAGUCUCAGGAGAUUAUACAUAAAGGGAGGAGGGAUAAAGUUGAACAUAGAAAAACCGUGAAUCAAUAAAUUUUUCAAUAUGAGAUAUUGAUAAAUAUUUAAAAAAAGAUAAAAAAAAGGUUUAUAAGUAUUUUUAAGAUUUUUUUUUAAAUAAAUUGAUAAUUUUUUUCAAGCGUUUCACUUCGCUCCUGUGUUCCACUUUAAUCUUUCUUUCUCUAAUUAUUUUGUAUUACAUCGUUUUGAUUGAAUAAUAUUUAUACACUUCUUCAUUCUUAAUUUUUCAAUUGUACUAUUACCAUUUGCUGUUUUUAGUUAAUCUAAAAUAUAGAUAUUUGAACAUUCUUCCCGUGAUUUGAUAGAUUAAAAACAUCUGUUUGUACUAUAUUGUACUGAUUAUUAAAUUUUAUGAGCUAUAAUAGUGAUAUUAGAAUUGAUAAUGAAACUGUAAUUUUUUUUACAAAUAUUUCAUUUGAACAGAGCACGUUGAUAGAGAAUCUGGAGAAAAAUGAAAACAAAAAUAAAAUUUUUUAUUGUGUACAGUA
Molecule: messenger RNA, 4099 nt
Organism: Chelonus insularis
Lineage: Eukaryota; Metazoa; Arthropoda; Insecta; Hymenoptera; Braconidae
Exons: 8
Coding region: 220-3426 (1068 amino acids)
Biological process (GO): glycosphingolipid biosynthetic process
Molecular function (GO): alpha-1,4-N-acetylgalactosaminyltransferase activity
Source: RefSeq, a predicted model, not a curated record